Messenger RNA from Danio aesculapii, 3312 nucleotides. It is a transcript of the gene rnf10, whose product is annotated as ring finger protein 10. Bases 375 to 2807 code for a protein of 810 amino acids. The transcript is spliced from 16 exons. NCBI's taxonomy places the organism in Eukaryota, Metazoa, Chordata, Actinopteri, Cypriniformes, Danionidae. Gene Ontology annotation, biological process: positive regulation of myelination; positive regulation of transcription by RNA polymerase II. Gene Ontology annotation, molecular function: transcription cis-regulatory region binding; metal ion binding. The record is from RefSeq and is a predicted model, not a curated record.
GUGUUUACGGUUCCCGAUUGGCGACCCGUCGCCAUAUGUCAGAAUUUCCUUAGCUGAAGUAAAUUUUGGGUUAAAACCCAUUUAUUUAACCGUUUUCCUCUUUUGGAAAACGGCUAACGCCUUGUGGGGCGCAACACUUCCCACGCCGAGGAGAAACUGCGCUUUUCAAGGGGCGAGGCCCCGCUUUUUGGGCACUUGUUUUUUGUGUUAGCACACAGGCUUUUUUAACUGAGACAUUUGGAUUGUGUCUCUCUGUUUUUCUCGGUUUGUUUGUGGUCAUGAUGUCGCCGUAAUGGGGUCUCCGCGUUUGUCAGAAAUGAAUAAGGGCCUUCGUCGCCUGACCCGCAGCCGCAACAACCCGUUUACCCCGUUUAAUGCUAGAGAGCUCGGAGGCUCUCAUCCCGGAGUUCGGCCUCAACAUGGAGAAAAACCCAAACGCCAACAACAACAGCAGCAGCACGAAGAUCCCGCCCCGUUCCAGCUCUACAGGCCUCAACCCGACAGACUCUAAAGCCAAAACAGACGGUAAAAAUAAUGGGGGCUCAAAGCGCUACAGCCGUAAGCGUGAGCCCACUUUUGCCAAGGCUGAGAGCUUUCCAGGCCCACGCCGCUCACAGCCACAAAAAAAUAAGAAUUUUGACAAGAGACCCCCUCAGAGAGGUGGCGCAGGGGUGCGACAGUAUGGACUCGCUGGUGGUGGGAGAAGAGAAGAGGUAGCAGAAAACCGCCGGGCAGAGUUUAGCCCGGCUCAGUUUGCUGGACCCAAAAAGAUAAGUCUGAACCACCUGCUUAACUUUACGUUUGAGCCAAGAGGAGGCCAUUUUGGCUCCGGAGGAGAUGUCCAUUCCUGCUGGGGUCGCCGCAAUAAGUGGGGUCACAAACACAAGCCCUUCAACAAGGAGCAUUUCCUACAGGCUAACUGCCAGUUUGUGGUAAGUGAUGAUCAGGACUAUCAAGCCCACUUCACUGAUCCAGACACUUUGGUGGACUGGGACUGCGUGCAGCAAGUGCGCAUCUACAGUCAUGAGGUGCCAUCUUGUCCGAUCUGCCUGUAUCCCCCAGUGGCGGCCCACAUGACUCGCUGUGGCCACAUCUACUGUUGGCCAUGCAUGCUGCACUACCUCUCUCUGAGUGAGAAGAGUUGGUCCAAGUGCCCCAUUUGCUAUGAGGCCGUGCACAGCGGUGAUCUCAAGAGUGUGGUUGCAAUGGAGACCCGUCAGUAUGUGUCCGGUAACUCCAUCACGAUGUGUCUGAUGCGAAGAGAGAAAGGAUCUCUGGUGGCUCUUCCCAGCUCUCAGUGGGUUAAAGUGGAGGAGCCCAUUCAGUUUGGAGAUGUGCAAUUGCGUUCAUACUCCAAGCUGCUGCUGGCGUCUCGGCAGCAGGUUUUGGGUUUGCUGGCUGAAGAGAGGAUGGCUCUCCAAACCCAGCUCAGCCAGGAGAAAGACGACCCGCAGGCCUGUUUCAUACAGAGCGCUUUACUGCAGCUGCAGGAGCGAGAGGAGACUCUAUUGAAACGUCGUCGUCGUAAGACUGCUGGUUCUGUUGAUGGGGUGGACAUGAGGAAACUCUCUCUGUCUGAACAAUCCUCUGCAGAGGUGACUGUGGUCAAGAACCUCACAAACUCAAAGCCCAUUCUGCAGUAUGCUUCAGCAUUUGACGAUGAGGUGCAGGAUGCUCAAGAGGAGGUGCUGGAGGAAAUGACCAAUUCCAGUGUUCCUGAGGUGGCUGGAGAGAUGCCUGAAGGAGACGUGGAGGACCUUCCUGUAGAAGAGACCCCUCAAUCCAGUCAGACCGCUCAUCAUGGCCCAUAUUACUACUUCUAUCAGGCGGAGGACGGUCAGCAGAUGUUUCUUCACCCAGUGAAUGUGCGAUGUCUUCAGAGGCAGUAUGGGAGCUUGGAGAACAGCCCUCAGACCAUCACUGCUAAUGUUGUGGAGAUUGAUGGACAGACGGUCACUGAGGAUAUUCGCCGUCGGCACCGUUACCUGUCUCACCUGCCCCUCACCUGUGAGUUCAGCCUCUGUGAGCUUGAUCUUCAGCCACCCAUCCUCUCGAAAGAAACCUUGGACAGUUUCGCAGAUGAUUUGGAGAAAAGGAAACGCUUGCGACAGAAGAAAGUGAGGGAUGAGAAAAGAAGGGAGAAGAGGAUUGAGAUGGAGGAAAAUAGGAAACAGGGCAAAUACCCAGAGGUGCACAUUGGGCUGGAAAACCUCCAUCAUUUUCCAGCUUUUGGUUCUCCUCCUCAGAACGGCCCACCGCUGCAUCUUCCAGAGGUUCUGCUGGGACCCCCUUCUCCUCUGAGCAGCAGCCCAUCUUCAGAUGGAGUAAUGUUCCCUAAUCUCAGUGAGCACAGCCCGUCUCUGAGUGUAGUCAGUGUGGAAGAAGACUCUCACUGCAUGUCAUUUGCUCAGAUGCUGAAAGGUGGCAAAGCUCGUGUGGAUGCAGGGCCUAAAACCACCCCAAAGAAAGGUGAAUUGCUUGACCUUACUGUUAAAUUUGUCUCUUGCUGGUCCACUGUUUAUGUACCAUUAUAUUUAGUGGUGAUGUGUAUGUUUUCCCCCACAGCAGACCCAUUUCUGGCUCCUCCUGCAGCAGACAGUGAUGGAGAGAGUGAUAACUCUGAUCGGGUUCCUGUACCCAGUUUCCAGAACUCCUUCAGUCAGGCUCUGGGACAGGCUCUAUCAAAGCUGGACAAUGGAAAUCAAACCCCAGCACCAGCUUUACCCAUGCCUGAUGAGAAAGGAGGAAAGAAGAAAAAGAAAAAGCAGAAGCUUCUGUUCAGCACCUCUAUGGUUCACACCAAGUAAACACUGAAGUUCACCCUGUCACUCCUCCUGCCUUAUCCUCCCUUUCGCUUAGCUUUCAUCAUAUCCCUUCCUUCUCCUCCUCCAUUUCCCUGUUCAAUGAGAUUCUUCUCCACAGGAAGUUCAAUAGGGUUCUGGUUUAGACUCUCUCUAGAUCAGAUCCAUAUAACUUUUCACUGUAGUUCUGUCCCGAUUCUCCAUUACUCUUAAGUUAAAUAUCGUGGUUGUUUGUUAAGGGUUGCACUGAUAGAUUUUGGGGGUCUUGCGGUCUCAGUCAGCCAGCUGCAGACACGUCCCGUCCACGUUUAUCAGACACCCUUUACCUCAACCAUGAUGCCCCAAUCUGAAUUCAAAUAAAACACAAAUGAAUUAAAACAAAACACUGAAAAAUGCAACAGAGGAAGAACGUGACGAGGAUUAAAUGCAUUUAAGUUCUUCCUGUGAUGCACAGACGCUCAAAACUAUGCUGAUUUGUACACAUUUCUGCUUGUUUGUACACACACACACA